Molecule: messenger RNA, 2444 nt
Organism: Nomia melanderi (Alkali bee)
Lineage: Eukaryota; Metazoa; Arthropoda; Insecta; Hymenoptera; Halictidae
Product: transmembrane protein 177
Cellular component (GO): membrane
Source: RefSeq, a predicted model, not a curated record
UGUUCAUUCCACGUACCUGAUCUAGUGACACGCCUAUCAUUCCACUGAAAAAUGUUUGUAUCCAAUGUUCGUUAUACCGUGAACCAACGAAACGCGACACCAUACAUACGCAUAUGCACAUAGAGGUACACAUAUAUAUACACAAACGUAAUUUUAUAGUCUCUUGUAAGCAAGUAAAAACCUCGGUUAGCAGGUAUUACGAUCGAUCAAUCGGUGAAACAUAUAGAUGUGUAGAGUUCGUCUCGAUGUUCCGCGCAUUCCAAAUAUAAUAUUAAUACGCGCGCAUGAAACACAUAUCACGCAAUCUCCGGAAAAGUAUAGCAGUAUAACCAAACACAGUAAUGUAACUAAUCACGAGCGAUGAUUACCGCCGACCUGAAGAAUCAGAAUGGCUAAAGAAAUGAAUAUCAGCGCAUGCUCCAAUCACGAUUCUCCAACUACUAGUGCUGCUGACAUAGAAUAUACUGAAUAAGUGUUGUGAAUAAACAGAGUACGCAAAAUGCGACAGUGAAAAACCAACGCCACAAGAAGAAAUUCAUGAGAUUAAAUAGACUAAAAUUACUUCACGCAUUUUUCGUACUGCUAAAUGUUAAUUUUACAAUUUAUUAAACCAUAAUCGUUUUAAGCACAAUACACGAAAUAUAUAUUACGUAUGUCAAACACCGAAUCACAGGGCUUUUACACUGAAUAGAUCGUUGUGAAGUUCUAUAACUAGUCUAAAACGUUUCAAGAUGGCAAACUGAAACCACCAUUUUCAAACUAUAGAAAGUAAGAUGCGGAGGAGUCUCUAAUGCUUCGUAAGCCUGCGAUAUCUUUUUUGAUCACAGAAUUUGUAUAGUGAAGGAAUAAAUUAUUCUACAAUGCUUCUGCGUCGUAAAAUCCUAGGAGUUGCUUUAGCUGGUUCUGUGUCUGCAUUAGUACUCCCUCAAACUAUACUUCUAGAAAAAUAUAAAGAAUUGAAAGCUAAAUACCGCACAAACCAAACAGAAGUACCACUUCAUGAAAAAUGUAAGAACUUAUUUGAACAAGUGUUAGAUGAUAUGAAGUUAUCAGAUGAAGAUAGAAAGCUUAUAAAACCUUUUCAAGCUUUUGGCUAUAAUAUAUUUUCUGCUGGAAUGCUUACACGUUCCAGUUAUGGAGCUAUAAUUGGAAUUCCAAUGACUUAUGUACAGGGAGAUGUAAACGCAAUAAAUAAAUUUCACAUAUCUUUCAAUGGCAAACCUAUAGAUUGGACCAAAGAGUCUGCACAUAAUUUCUUAGAAUCAUUAGCACUCUCAGAGAAUGCUCAAAAAUAUGCAAUUGCUCGAGAAGUCUUGAAAUUAAAAAAGAACUAUUUACAUAAACAAGUACUGAUGGUCGUUCUAAACACUUUAGGACUAUAUUACAUCUAUAGUAGGUGUUAUAAAAAUUUUGAUGUGUUUCAAAGAAGUAGGUUUUUCCGUGUUUUAUUAGGUUCUGUUAUAAUUUUUGUAACAGUUUUUACUACGUUUGCAUUGAAUUGUGACAUAAAUGUUUAUUUAGAGAAAAAACAUGAUGAAGAAUUGUCGAAACUCGGUCCUAACUAUGUUAAAGGUGCCAUUGAAUAUUAUAAUAAACUAUUCAUUAGAAAUAUGGCAUUGAAAGAUUUGUUAAAUGAUGAAAGAAAAAAUCCUGACGUGUAUAAAUAUGAAGAUACUUUUAUAUGGAACAGAGGUGCAUCGCUGCCUGAAAGAAUUCUUUAUUUCGAAGAAUAUUCACAGAUGAAUGCAAAUUAAUAGUUACUUUAUAUAGUAAAAUAAGCAUUUUAUAAAAAAACAAUGUGAAUUGUAAGUAGUAAAAAUUGGUGAUUAUUCAUAUAUGAAGUAGUCAUUAUUAAAUUGACUUUAUUAAUUAACAUGUAGUAAUUAUACAAUUUAUGUACAUGUAACAAGUACAUUGCUGAUAAUGGUUAUUAUUUUUACGAAAUAAAAUAUUAUAAAUUUUCAAACAAAAUUAUCUUACAAAAUUUGAUAUCCUUUACACUGUAUAACAUAAAGAAUCUCAAGAAAGAGCACAUGCAUAAAUUGCAGGCAAUCCUUGUAACAAUAAAUGUUUAUUUUAUUAGUUAAACUUAUAAAUAGUUAUAAAAGUUAUUAAGAACAUACCAUGUUUAUGGAUGAACAGUUCAUAUUUGCCCUUGUAUAGUAGAAGAUAUACUAGAAAGCGAAAUCAUUGUACCUUAUCAAGUACCUACCAGUAAAUAGUGCAAAACUUUUUAUGUUUCUAUAAUUUCUAUAUAUCAUGUAUUUAUAAUUUCGACAGAAUACUAACCGUUUUUUAAAACUACAUAUUUCAUAAAUAAAUGUAAGUUAUUUACAAAUUAAUAUACAAAAGUACUUACACAUUCCUAAAUUAUAUACAUUAUUUUGCACUAUGUGAGACCCAAAGAACCAAGCUGAAAUAACGUGUAAUUUAAAUUUAGGAUA